Molecule: messenger RNA, 6297 nt
Organism: Condylura cristata (star-nosed mole)
Lineage: Eukaryota; Metazoa; Chordata; Mammalia; Eulipotyphla; Talpidae
Gene: KDM5B
Product: lysine (K)-specific demethylase 5B
Exons: 26
Coding region: 271-4431 (1386 amino acids)
Biological process (GO): chromatin remodeling
Cellular component (GO): nucleus
Molecular function (GO): histone demethylase activity
Source: RefSeq, a predicted model, not a curated record
GAUUGGCAGCCACCAUUUGCAUGUGAUGUUGAUAAACUUCAUUUUACCCCACGCAUCCAGAGGCUGAAUGAAUUGGAGGCGCAAACUCGUGUAAAAUUGAAUUUCUUGGACCAGAUUGCAAAAUAUUGGGAGUUACAGGGAAGUACUCUGAAAAUUCCACAUGUGGAGAGGAAGAUCUUGGAUUUGUUUCAGCUUAAUAAGUUGGUUGCAGAAGAAGGUGGCUUUGCAGUUGUUUGCAAGGAUAGAAAAUGGACAAAGAUUGCCACCAAGAUGGGUUUUGCUCCUGGUAAAGCCGUGGGCUCACAUAUUAGAGGGCAUUAUGAGCGAAUCCUCAAUCCCUACAACUUAUUCCUGUCUGGAGACAGUUUGAGGUGUCUGCAGAAGCCAAACCUGACCACAGACACAAAGGACAAGGAGUACAAGCCCCAUGAUAUCCCCCAGCGGCAGUCUGUGCAGCCCUUGGAAACAUGUCCCCCUGCCCGGCGAGCGAAACGCAUGAGAGCGGAGGCAAUGAAUAUUAAAAUAGAACCAGAAGAGACAACAGAAGCCAGAACUCAUAACCUGAGGCGUCGAAUGGGUUGUCCAACUCCAAAAUGUGAAAAUGAGAAAGAAAUGAAGACCAACGUUAAGCACGAAUCCAUCGAGAAGAAAGAGUAUAUUGUAGAAAGUGAGAAAGAAAAACCUAAGAGUCGAUCUAAAAAAACCACAAAUGCUGUGGACCUGUAUGUGUGCCUCUUAUGUGGCAGUGGCAAUGACGAAGACCGGCUUCUCCUAUGUGAUGGCUGUGAUGACAGUUACCAUACUUUUUGCUUGAUCCCACCUCUCCAUGAUGUUCCAAAAGGAGACUGGAGGUGUCCUAAGUGUUUGGCUCAGGAAUGUAGUAAGCCACAAGAAGCAUUCGGCUUUGAGCAAGCAGCCCGGGACUAUACGCUCCGUACUUUUGGGGAAAUGGCAGACGCUUUCAAAUCAGAUUACUUCAACAUGCCAGUCCACAUGGUUCCCACAGAACUGGUUGAGAAAGAAUUUUGGCGACUAGUAAGCACUAUUGAAGAGGAUGUCACUGUGGAAUAUGGAGCGGAUAUUGCCUCAAAGGAAUUUGGCAGUGGCUUCCCUGUCCGAGAUGGGAAAAUCAAGAUUUCACCUGAGGAAGAGGAAUAUCUGGACAGUGGCUGGAAUUUGAACAAUAUGCCAGUGAUGGAGCAGUCUGUUCUUGCUCACAUUACUGCUGACAUAUGUGGCAUGAAACUUCCUUGGUUGUAUGUGGGAAUGUGCUUUUCUUCAUUUUGUUGGCAUAUUGAAGACCACUGGAGCUAUUCAAUUAACUACCUGCACUGGGGUGAGCCAAAAACCUGGUAUGGAGUCCCAGGGUAUGCUGCCGAACAGCUGGAAAACGUAAUGAAGAAACUCGCUCCGGAGCUCUUUGUGUCCCAGCCAGAUCUCCUCCAUCAGCUUGUGACCAUCAUGAACCCCAAUACCCUGAUGACUCAUGAAGUGCCUGUUUACCGAACUAAUCAGUGUGCUGGAGAGUUUGUGAUUACAUUUCCAAGAGCCUACCACAGUGGUUUUAACCAAGGUUUUAAUUUUGCUGAAGCCGUUAACUUCUGUACUGUUGAUUGGCUGCCUCUGGGCCGACAGUGUGUGGAGCAUUAUCGAUUACUACAUCGCUAUUGUGUAUUUUCCCAUGAUGAGAUGAUAUGCAAGAUGGCUUCCAAGGCUGAUGUACUAGAUGUCGUGGUAGCUUCAACUGUUCAGAAAGACAUGGCCAUUAUGAUUGAGGAUGAGAAAGCGCUGAGAGAAACUGUGCGUAAAUUGGGAGUAAUUGACUCGGAAAGAAUGGACUUUGAGCUGUUGCCAGAUGAUGAGCGUCAGUGCAUAAAAUGCAAAACGACAUGCUUCAUGUCUGCCAUCUCCUGUUCUUGUAAACCUGGCCUUCUCGUUUGCCUACAUCAUGUAAAAGAACUGUGUUCUUGUUCUCCUUACAAAUAUAAAUUGCGGUAUAGGUACACUCUAGAUGAUCUCUACCCCAUGAUGAAUGCCUUGAAGCUUAGAGCAGAAUCUUACAAUGAAUGGGCUUUGAAUGUGAAUGAAGCUUUGGAGGCGAAGAUUAAUAAGAAGAAAAGCCUUGUGAGCUUUAAGGCUUUAAUUGAAGAGUCUGAAAUGAAGAAGUUCCCAGACAAUGACCUUCUGCGGCACCUUCGCUUGGUCACACAGGACGCCGAGAAGUGUGCCUCUGUCGCACAGCAGUUGCUGAAUGGCAAAAGGCAAACUAGAUACCGAUCUGGCGGAGGGAAAUCCCAAAAUCAGUUGACAGUGACCGAGCUCCGACAGUUUGUGACACAGCUGUAUGCUCUUCCGUGUGUCCUCAGCCAGACACCGUUACUAAAGGAUCUUUUGAAUCGUGUAGAAGACUUCCAACAUCACAGCCAGAAAUUGCUGUCUGAGGAAAUGCCCAGUGCCGCUGAGCUGCAAGACUUGCUGGACGUCAGCUUUGAAUUUGACGUUGAACUUCCACAGCUUGCUGAGAUCCGUAUCCGUCUGGAGCAGGCCCGCUGGCUAGAAGAGGUGCAGCAAGCGUGCCUCGACCCCAGCUCCCUUACUUUAGAUGAUAUGAGGCGUCUCAUAGACCUUGGGGUCGGCCUGGCCCCGUACUCAGCAGUAGAGAAGGCCAUGGCCCGGCUUCAGGAGCUGCUCACAGUGUCGGAGCACUGGGAUGACAAAGCCAAGAGUCUCCUCAAGGCCAGACCUCGGCAUUCAUUGAAUAGCCUUGCUACUGCAGUAAAGGAGAUUGAAGAGAUCCCUGCAUACUUGCCCAGCGGUGCUGCUCUGAAAGACUCAGUACAGAAAGCCAGAGACUGGCUUCAGGAUGUAGAGGCCCUGCAGGUUGGAGGACGUGUGCCAGUGUUAGACACACUAAUAGAACUUGUUACCCGAGGUCGAUCCAUCCCGGUACAUCUGAAUUCUUUGCCAAGACUGGAGUUACUAGUAGCCGAGGUUCAGGCUUGGAAAGAAUGUGCUGCCACUACAUUCUUGACUGAGAAUUCUCCGUAUUCUCUCCUAGAGGUGCUGUGUCCUCGGUGUGAUAUUGGCCUUUUGGGUUUGAAGAGGAAACAGAGAAAGUUAAAGGAGCCCUUGCCAAGUGGAAAGAAGAAAAGCAGCAAACUGGAAAGUCUGAGUGACCUAGAGAGAGCUUUAACUGAAAGCAAAGAGACGGCUUCAGCUAUGGCAACACUUGGGGAAGCUCGCCUAAGGGAAAUGGAAGCCUUGCAGUCUCUUAGACUAGCCAAUGAGGGGAAAUUGCUGUCACCUGUUCAAGAUGUGGAGCUGAAAGUCUGCCUGUGUCAGAAGGCCCCAGCGGCCCCGAUGGUGCAGUGUGAACUCUGCAGGGAUGCUUUCCACACGAGCUGUGUGGCAGUACCCAGUAUUUCACAAGGCCCCCAGGUCUGGCUUUGUCCACAUUGUCGGAGGUCAGAGAAACCUCCAUUAGAGAAAAUUCUACCCCUGCUGGCCUCCCUACAGCGUAUCCGGGUUCGCCUUCCUGAGGGAGAUGCACUUCGGUAUAUGAUUGAAAGAACCGUGAACUGGCAGCACAGAGCCCAGCAACUGCUUUCAUCAGGGAAUCUCAAAUUUGUGCAAGAUCGAGUGGGCUCAGGACUGUUAUAUAGCAGAUGGCAAGUCUCAGCAGCACCGGUGACAGAGACAAACAAGGUAUCUCAGCCUCCUGGCACAACAUCCUUUUCCUUGCCUGAUGAUUGGGACAACAGAACCUCAUAUUUGCAUUCUCCCUUCUCUACUGGACGCAGCUGUAUCCCCCUGCACGGUCUUAGUGCAGAAGUGAAUGAAUUGUUGAUGGAAGCCCAGUUGCUCCAGGUAUCCCUUCCUGAAAUUCAGGAACUUUACCAGACUCUGCUUGCAAAGCCAAGUCCUGCUCAGCAAAUUGACCGAAGCUCACCAGUGAGAGCCAGCGGUGAGAAGAAUGACUGCUGCCGUGGGAAGCGAGACGGAAUCAACAAUCUUGAGAGAAAACUUAAGAGACGCCUGGAAAGAGAAGGCCUCUCCAGUGAGCGGUGGGAUCGCGUCAAAAAAAUGAGGACCCCCAAGAAGAAGAAAAUCAAACUGAGCCACCCCAAGGACAUGAACAAUUUCAAGUUAGAGAGAGAGCGUAGCUAUGAAUUAGUCCGUUCUGCCGAAACCCAUUCCCUGCCCUCAGAUACAUCCUAUUCUGAACAGGAGGACUCUGAGGAUGAAGAUGCCAUCUGUCCAGCUGUGAGCUGCCUGCAGCCAGAAGGAGAUGAGGUGGACUGGGUCCAGUGUGAUGGCAGCUGCAAUCAGUGGUUUCAUCAGGUCUGUGUUGGUGUUUCUCCUGAGAUGGCAGAGAAGGAAGACUACAUCUGUGUGCGCUGUACUGUGAAGGACGCACCAAGCCGAAAAUAAAACACAACACACAAACACAAACACACACACACACACACACACACACACACACACCACCCCCUACUUAAUGUAAUUCAGGACUCCAACCAAGAAGAUUCUUCAAUUUCUCAGCAAAGCUACAGGACUGGUAUUCAAACCAGCCUGUAAACGGUGCUAUUUCUACUCCUUUUGGGAUCACUUUUCCAGAACUCUUUGAAAAAAAGAAAAAACAACUAAAAAAUUUUUUGACACUUUUUGUAUUUUUUUCCUUAAGAGCUGUUUGUGGUCGUUGAGGUUCAAAAUGCUGACUGUUUUGCAGGGGUUUCCACCAAUUUGGAAGGUAUUGGGGCUUGCAUCUUUUCAUGUACAGCAUGAAAAUCUUACCUCUAUCUGGGAUUUACCGGCUUGCGAGUCCAACUCAGUUUCAGUGCCUAGCAGGGCACCAGAAAUUCCAGUAAAUCCUCAUUUGAGGACUUCCUCUCGUUUACUCUGUUACCAUAUUGGGGAACUUAAGUUUUUCACUUUGGGGGCUUUUGUUUGUUUCUUUAUCCACUUUUCUUUUUCCUGGUAGACUAGGUUUAUUUAUCUAAGCAAUAACUUCUAUGUUGGUUUCAGUGGCUGGAAUUAAAACAAAACAAAACAAACUUCCAAACGGUGUGUUGGUGCUUUAGCAUUUGGUUGAUGUACAGAACGCAAAUGUCUAGUUUCUAGUGUCACUGAUGAACUAGUGAUGUAGGAAAGAGACUGCUCUGUAAGUAACCGCCACGCUGUAUUUUGGCUUUCUCCCCCCGCCCCACCCCUUCCUUCCUCUCCUAUUUUUUGGUAGCUUGUAUCAAAUGUUGCAGUUUAUAUUGUGGAAUAAACCCUUGGUCCUAACAGAACACUAAACGCUGGUUAUUUAGAAGCCAUGAGACACCUGCUGCUUCUGCCCCCAGCCUGUGGCCCCGGAGAGCCACAGCCUUGUUCGCUUUCGCCUCUGCAAGCAGGCUACGGUGGCUGUGGACGGCAGCCGCAAGCACGCGGGGCGCUGGCAUCCUGCUCUGUUUGAUGGGCCAUAUGCCUUCAGUCUCCACAAAUACAGAGCCCCCACCCUCCAGUCUUCAAGGGAUAGAACCUGUCUUUAAAGCCAUGCUGUUUCUUUAAGAAGCUUGUUCAGAAUGCCGGCAAGUCACUCCAACCCUCAAAUCAAUCCUUUUUGUGGAAACGAGGUCCUUGUUAUAUUUAAACCGAUGGGGAAAUCAGGCGUAGGGCUACGACGGUAGAGGAACUCACCGUGGAGAGCCGAGAAAGUAUUGGGGGGGGGGGUGCACAGCAGGCGCUGCCUUCCGGGCCACCCGACGCUGGUGGUUAUUAGAGGUGGGCACCCCCAGCCUCUCUUCUCCACAGGACUCUCACCUGCAGCGGAGGGGACGUUCUGGUAAACAGAACAGAUUCUCGCUUGCUUGCUUUCUCUUACUCUGUUGCUAAUCUUUGUUUUCCCUACAUUCUAUAGCCAUAAACCCGAAGGUGGGUAGAACUAGUGGGUCUUUAAUAAAACAGCAACAAAAACAGCAGUUUGUGAUGUAGCAGAGAUUUAAAUGUACUAUCCCCUUUUAUGCUAUUAAAAUAAUUAAAUCUCUUGAAGAGUGACUCCUAAUUGUCUGCAGUUUUCCCACAGUUGUGAUAUUUUUUUGCUUGUCUGGUGGGGACUCGGGCCAGCAGAGAACACUAGUCUCCAGAGUACAAUCUAGAAUGUUGGUGGCUUGGCCUUUUUCAGUGUCCAGAUCCAUAGACCCUUCUUCCCCAUCGCCAUUGCAGACACCACUGUUCCAGCUCCCCUGAGACAGCAAGCUGAAAAGAAUAUGUUGUUGUUAAGGAUAAAAAAGCUUUUGCUUAUCUAGUGAAUUG